UCUCCUUCCCAUUCAACAUCAACAACACAUUGCAUGCCACUUUUUUACCUUCUUUCUCUAUCUAUGGCUUCCCACAAACUCCUCACCAUUUUCCUGCUUUCUCUCAUUUCUUUCUCUUCAUUCGCUCAGGACUGCGCACCUCCAAAGCCCGCACCCAAACCACCCACUCCAAAGCCCGCACCCACACCACCCACUCCAAAGCCCAGCCCAAAGGUAAGCCCACCACCCGCACCCACACCACCCACUCCAAAGCCCAGCCCAAAGGUAAGUCCACCACCCUCGCCCAACGCCUGUCCUCCUACUCCUCCCACUCCUACUCCUCCUCCACCUGCUUCCUGCCCUAAAGACACCCUAAAGCUAGGUGUUUGUGGUAAGGUCUUAGGACUUGUGAACAUUAUUGUUGGAAAUCCUCCUACGAGUGACUGUUGCGCUUUGAUCAAAGACUUGGCGGAUUUGGAAGCUGCACUUUGCCUUUGCACUGCCAUUAAGGCCAAUGUGCUUGGAGUCAACUUGAAUGUUCCUGUCACGCUCAGCGUCAUCCUCAGUGCGUGUCAGAAAACUGUUCCUCCUGGCUUCCAAUGUUCCUAGGAUUCAAAAUAAUUAGGUUCACUUCUCAGAUAUCACUGCUUAGAUAUAUACCACCAUGCGCUUUAUGAUUCA
This is a messenger RNA of Vigna angularis (adzuki bean), 660 nucleotides long. Its product is annotated as putative lipid-binding protein AIR1. NCBI's taxonomy places the organism in Eukaryota, Viridiplantae, Streptophyta, Magnoliopsida, Fabales, Fabaceae. The transcript has a single exon. The record is from RefSeq and is a predicted model, not a curated record. Bases 34 to 588 code for a protein of 184 amino acids.